This is a messenger RNA of Gamsiella multidivaricata, 1036 nucleotides long. RefSeq lists its product as uncharacterized. Gene Ontology annotation, cellular component: Golgi membrane. NCBI's taxonomy places the organism in Eukaryota, Fungi, Mortierellomycota, Mortierellomycetes, Mortierellales, Mortierellaceae. The transcript is spliced from 4 exons. The record is from RefSeq and is a predicted model, not a curated record. The coding region runs from base 241 to 900 and encodes 219 amino acids. Gene Ontology annotation, biological process: protein secretion; vesicle-mediated transport.
ACUUGAUUCUGCGGGUAUUUUGUAGGGUGGCGCGCCUGGUCAAUUCUGUGCCUAAAAUUAGCCACACGCCAAGCUUCAUCUCUUUCAACCUGCCAUCUCUGCUGGACAUCAUCUGCUGCUUCACACAGGACACUAGCGCUCGACACAUCGGAUCAACAGGAGCAGAAGAACGGAGGAUUCAGCACGAAGACACACACAUACACAUACAUAUACACACACACAUACACACACGUACACACGAUGGCAUCGACAACAGACCGACAGAAUCUGUUAUCAGACGCACAGCCAAUGGGCACCAACACCCUCGAGCCAGAUCUUGAGGCCGGCGGCCAGCCCUCGCUUCUUAAGCAGUCGAGUCAUCCGGUGUGCCUGAUUUUCCACUUUUUGUUCCGCAUUGCAGCGAUCUGUAUCUACUUUUUCGGAACUUGGUUCACGGACAACUUUGUGUUGAUCUUUGUCCUGUGCGUGCUUAUGCUCGUGUUCGACUUUUGGACGGUCAAGAAUGUCUCUGGGCGGCUCUUGGUCGGCCUGAGAUGGUGGAACGAGAACAAGGAGGAUGGUACGACCACAUGGCUGUUCGAGUCCCGCGACCCAAGUCGCCCCCUCAACCCCGUGGACUCGCGCCUGUUCUGGACAGGCCUGUAUGUGGCUCCAGCGGUCUGGGUGGUGUUUGGAAUUCUGUGCAUCCUGACCUUCAAGCUGACCUGGUUGCUGAUCGUUGCGGUCGCAUUGGCGCUGAACUUUGCGAACGUGAUUGGAUACACACAGUGCGACAAGGAUGCGAAGCAGAAGUGGGCUUCAGGAUUCGCCUCGAACAUGUUGGGUGGCUCUAGCGCUGGUGGACUGAUGGGCGGAUUGAUGAGCAGGGGAAUCUCUCGCAUGGCUGGAUCCUUAUUUUAAGGAAGGAUGAGAAAAGGACGAUGGAACAUGAAGCGGCAUGCCAUUCGAAGGAAUAGAAUGGGCAUGUACGAAGGCAUUUUGGUAUUUUGGUCGUGGAACGAAUAAAACAAAAGAAAUGCGUAUGCUUUGAACAGGC